This is a messenger RNA of Homo sapiens (human), 648 nucleotides long. Its product is annotated as protein FAM104B-like. The transcript is spliced from 2 exons. NCBI's taxonomy places the organism in Eukaryota, Metazoa, Chordata, Mammalia, Primates, Hominidae. Bases 152 to 325 code for a protein of 57 amino acids. The record is from RefSeq and is a predicted model, not a curated record.
AAAAGUGUAAAAAUAUUUUCUAAUCACAUAUUUGGUAGGUGUUAAUUUCCAAAAGAUAUAAACUUCUAAAAUUCAACAACAACAAAAUGUUAAUAACUUGAUUUAGAAUGGUAAAUGUUUGAAAUGACCUUUCUCCAAAGAAGACAUAGAAAUGACUAGGUAUUUAAAAGGAUACUCGUCCGAGGGCAGGACUAUGGGAGGCUGCCCUGUACGGAAAAGAAGAAGAAAUGGCAGUAAAGAGGGCAACCAUCAUUCCACCCAGCCCAAAAGGAAUAAGAGAAACCCUAUCUUUCAGGAUUCUCAAGACACAGUUUUCAUGGAGUGAUAAUGAAAGGAGCAACAGCCGCCUUAAUAUCCCAGAGAGAGCAGGUGGACCAGAAGGCAACUUAAACCAGAUUGUUACUGAACCCAAUGCAAACUUUCCCCAGUUCUUGCAUGAGGGGUAUGUACCAUGCCAAGGUCUUUACUCCCAUAUCAACCAGACCUUGAAGGAGGCUCACUUCAACAGCCUGCAGCAGUGAGGGCAAGCUCCAACAUGAUGAAUUAGGACUUCCUUAUUCCAACCUAAACUGUGUUUAUAAAAGUAAUUGCAUACACACCAAAAAAAAAGUCUAUUGGUUUUUAAGACUAAAUUUUAAGUAACAAGUU